Radiomyces spectabilis is the source of this 1603-nucleotide messenger RNA. RefSeq names its product guanine-1-methyltransferase-domain-containing protein. The transcript is spliced from 4 exons. Gene Ontology annotation, cellular component: nucleus. Gene Ontology annotation, molecular function: tRNA binding. Gene Ontology annotation, biological process: tRNA N1-guanine methylation. Lineage: Eukaryota; Fungi; Mucoromycota; Mucoromycetes; Mucorales; Radiomycetaceae. The record is from RefSeq and is a predicted model, not a curated record. The coding region runs from base 380 to 1492 and encodes 370 amino acids.
GGCUAUUCUGCUUUUUAUCCUUUUACCCAUGGUGGUGAUCCGUGGAGAAGUUGGGGUUGUGUCAUGUACUUGUUUAGUCAUUCAGCAAAGGAAUUGAAAAAUGCAACAUGGGGAAACGUAUGCAGUCGUGGACGAAGAUGAGAGGAGAAAGUAUGGUGCAUUUGAAUGAACAAGGUCAAUGUGUGGGCUUUUGUGCGUCGGCGACUCAUCAAUGAUUACCAAAACGGGAUAAAAGCACCGAUCCAGGCGCUGUGAGUAAUGACUGCGCAAGUCAUUUAGGGAUAGUACUUUUCGGUCAAAACAUUUGGGCGAAAUAUUGGAUAAGGUGAUUUUUGUGAGUGAUUUUCGGGCAGUGAACAAGAAUUGAUGUUUUGAUUCGAUGCAUUGGCGAUCAUGCAAAUACGAAGCCUUCCGAAUCAUGAGAAAAUGGAGUCACAAAUUUAUGACAUCCGAUCAAAGCCCAAGCGUGUUUGUUUUUCGACAGCUGUCCAACUGUAGAAACACCAUGGAAGCCGCCGAUUCACCUCGAAAAGAUUCACCCGCCACUCCAGAAGAGAAUAGCACUAAAAAAGGUCUUCGCACCGUGAACGGCGUGCAGUACGAUUUCAACGAUCCACGAUUCGCCGGCAUGGGCACUCGUGCCAUUAAGCGCCUUUUGAAGCAAGAACAUUGGGAAGCCACCCGCGAUGAACGUACGAAAAUCCAGCGUGAAAAGCAAAGACGUAAAAAGGAAGAACGCCAAAAACUUGUCGAAGAAGGGGUACUGGAACCCCGCCCCAAGCGACAGCGUCACCAAGAAAUGUCGCUAAGCAAUGUUGGUGUUGUGAUCGACUGCGCUUUCACUUCCUACAUGAGCGAGAAGGAACUGCACUCGAUGCAAAGUCAGAUUGUUCAUUGUUACAGCAAGAAUCGAACAGCACCUUUAUCGAUGAAAACCAGCAUCACUUCCUUUGACGAGGCUCUUCGUACGACCUUCGAUAAAAAGACUUCCAGCUGGACCAAUUGGAAAAACGUGGACUUUUUGACCGAGACUUACGAUGAAAAGUUUGACAAGGACAAUCUAAUAUACCUUUCGGCGGAUUCCGAUAAUGUGGCUCAUGAAUUAGAAGACGGCAAAACAUAUAUUAUAGGUGGCAUUGUCGAUAAAAACCGUUACAAGGGAUUAUGUCAGAACAAGGCGGUCGAGCAAGGAAUCAAAACAGCCCAACUACCCAUUGGCGAAUACAUUCACAUGGCCAGUCGGAAAGUGUUGACUGUCAAUCAAGUCUAUGAAAUCAUGCUGAAAUGGCUGGAAUACCGGGAUUGGAAAAGAGCGUUCAUGGAUGUGAUUCCUCUGCGCAAGCUGAAAGAGAGCGUGAUUGUGGAUCCCAAGCAAGAAGAAGCAGGAUCUGAAGAGCAGAAAGCCGAAAAAGGCGAAGCAGAAGAGGCGAUAGAUGCCCCACAGGCGAAUGAGGAUGAUGCAGAUUCAAAAGAAAAAGAAGCAACGACAUAAUAAAGACGCAGUACCGUGUCCUUACUUGAACUUGUACAUGUUAGACAACGAAAAGUGGAAAAUGUUACCAUCUUGGAACCUUUCGCUCGAUAAGUUCACGACAACGAUUAU